UGUGUCGAGCUCGCUUGCUCUUUGCCCGCCAUUAUUGCUUGGAUUCUCUGUUCCAGACUGUACGGCGCAGGCCCGCUGUAGCGCAGCCGCUCUGAGGCUUACCUUUGCUGUUGUGCGCAGCGUGAUCUAAAUUAGCAUCCCCCAAUGGAAGAUCACGGAGUGGGUCAGGUUGAGCAUAUGGCCACCAUCGAGGCCCAUGCGGUGGCCCAGCAGGUGCAACAGGUCCACGUGGCCACCUACACAGAGCACAACAUGCUGAGCGCAGACGAGGACUCUCCCUCCUCACCUGAGGACACCUCUUACGAUGACUCGGACAUUCUGACCUCCACAGGCACCGAUGAGGUCACCGCUCACCUGGCUGCUGCAGGUCCAGUGGGAAUGGCAGCAGCUGCUGCUGUGGCAACCGGGAAGAAACGGAAGCGACCGCACAUCUUUGAGUCAAACCCCUCAAUCCGCAAGAGGCAGCAGACUCGAUUGCUGAGGAAGCUGAGAGCAACUUUAGACGAAUACACGACUAGAGUGGGUCAGCAGGCUAUAGUUCUGUGUAUCUCUCCCUCCAAGCCCAAUGCACUUUUUAAAGUGUUCGGGGCAGCUCCACUGGAGAAUGUGGUCAGGAAGUACAAGAGCAUGAUUCUGGAAGACCUGGAGACGGCACUGGCAGAACAUGCUCCUCCGCCCUCAGAAAUCAGCUCAGAGCUGCCGCCCCUCACCAUUGAUGGGAUCCCGGUGUCCGUCGAUAAGAUGACGCAGGCCCAGUUGCGAGCAUUCAUCCCAGAGAUGCUAAAGUAUUCGACAGGCAGAGGCAAACCGGGCUGGGGUAAGGAGAGCUGUAAGCCUGUCUGGUGGCCGGACGACAUCCCGUGGGCUAACGUGCGCAGUGAUGUGCGCACAGAGGAACAGAAACAGAGGGUUUCUUGGACACAGGCUCUGAGGACCAUUGUAAAGAACUGUUACAAACAGCACGGCCGGGAGGACCUGCUCUACGCAUUCGAUGAUCAGCAGCCGCAGCAGCAGCAUAUAGCGACUGCAGCCACGCACAGCAUUGCCCACCUCGUUCCCUCACAGACUGUGGUGCAGACCAUCAGUAACCCCGACGGCACUGUGUCUCUCAUACAAUAUUCACAGGUCGGUACGGGAGCAACAGUAGCGACUCUUGCAGACGCCUCAGAGCUGCCAGGAACAGUGACAGUGGCACAGGUCAACUACUCCACGGUAACUGACGGAGAGAUUUUUCAGAAAGGUCGGCCUUUGACGUGCUACUUUGGGGUUCCAACUGAAAGAUCCCCUUUAAGUCAGGUGGAACAGAACUGGGCAACGCUCCAAGGAGGGGAGAUGACAAUUCAGACGACCCAGGCCUCUGAGGCCACACAAGCUGUAGCAUCAUUAGCAGAGGCAGCAGUGGCAGCUUCCCAGGAGAUGCAGCAGGGAGCAACAGUAACCAUGGCGCUCAACAGCGAAGCAGCCGCCCAUGCAGUAGCUACACUGGCUGAAGCAACCCUACAUGGAGGGGGGCAGAUUGUGCUUGCAGGAGAGACUGCAGCUGCUGUUGGAGCGCUUACAGGCGUCCCUGACGCUAACGGUCUUGUCCAGAUACCUGUGAGCAUGUACCAGACUGUGGUCACCAGCCUAGCCCAAGGAAACAGGCCGGUUCAGGUUGCCAUGGCGCCUGUCACCACCAGGAUGGACAACAGCAUGACUCUGGAUGGACAGGCAGUGGAGGUUGUGACCUUGGAACAGUGACAUCUUGUUGGUGCAGAGCAGUGUAACUUCCUUUCUCCCUUGCUAGGAGCUCCAGUGUGAAGUGGUGCAGUCAUAGAGGAUACAGAGGUGUUGGACUAAAGGGAUCCUGUUGCAGGGUUUUAUAAAGUUUAAAAAAAAAUAACCAUGUGCAGGGUCACACAAUUGUCAUUGCAUAUUGUUCGCUGUGUAAAUAAUGUUUUGUUUUUUAUUGUUUUUGGUGGCUGAAUGUUGGCAGUUUGUGUGGAGGAGGUUACAUAUUUAUUACUUCAUGUAUGCAUUUCCUACUUGUUCAAAACAACAAAAAAGUUAACCAAAAAAAAAAAUUAUGUAUGGGCAAACAUGGAGGCAACUAAACAGGAGCCAAGCUAAACAAAUUGUUAUAAAAAAGAAAUACUUAAGGGCCAGAUUUUAGAUUUAAACAUUUUUACGACAGAGCAAUUUGCAUCUGUUUUGUGAAAGAAAAAUAAAACUUUAUAUUACAGAACUAGUAACAGACAGCUUGGGUACAUCUUUGAGUCCUUUCUUGCUUACUGUUUUGUAACAUUAACAGCUUGAUUUUCUUUUUAAAAAUAGUUCAGAGUGCCCAAGGCUUAUUUAUUUGUUUAGAAUUUUUUAAUAUUAAAACAGUUCUGGUGGCUAUUUCGAUUUUCAAAUGAACAAGGGUUAUCAAAAGGUUAACCUAUCACAAGAACUAAAAAUGAACUGUCGUCGAGGAUCAAGACAGGUUUA
Messenger RNA from Polyodon spathula (Mississippi paddlefish), 2469 nucleotides. RefSeq names its product nuclear respiratory factor 1. Gene Ontology annotation, biological process: regulation of transcription by RNA polymerase II. Lineage: Eukaryota; Metazoa; Chordata; Actinopteri; Acipenseriformes; Polyodontidae. The transcript is spliced from 12 exons. Gene Ontology annotation, cellular component: nucleus. The coding region runs from base 145 to 1740 and encodes 531 amino acids. Gene Ontology annotation, molecular function: DNA-binding transcription factor activity, RNA polymerase II-specific; RNA polymerase II cis-regulatory region sequence-specific DNA binding. The record is from RefSeq and is a predicted model, not a curated record.